Fopius arisanus is the source of this 2057-nucleotide messenger RNA. It is a transcript of the gene Psn, whose product is annotated as presenilin. The transcript is spliced from 6 exons. NCBI's taxonomy places the organism in Eukaryota, Metazoa, Arthropoda, Insecta, Hymenoptera, Braconidae. The record is from RefSeq and is a predicted model, not a curated record. Gene Ontology annotation, molecular function: aspartic endopeptidase activity, intramembrane cleaving. The coding region runs from base 307 to 1788 and encodes 493 amino acids. Gene Ontology annotation, cellular component: membrane raft; Z disc; apical plasma membrane. Gene Ontology annotation, biological process: membrane protein ectodomain proteolysis; amyloid-beta metabolic process; Notch receptor processing.
AAUGAAUCACUUACCAAAGCCUUUCCAUAAGCCCUAGCAAUCUCCCCUAUAAUCUCUGAUACAUUCUUCGAAAAUUCGUUACAAUGUCAAUGCAUAACUUUGCGACAGGUGUGGAUAUCAAUUGAAAUAAAUUUCAUGGUUAACAUUAGGUGAAAUUAAUUUUUUCGCUGUUAGCAAUUUCAACGCGGUUCUCGUUACGGUUAUAUAGGCAUCGGGGGUGACCAAACUUCAAUAAAAGUGAAUCAAUGAGGAUUUAUCACAAAUUCCGAAAAAAUUGAGCUUUAAAGCCUUUAAGGAGACACAUGAAUGGAUGGUAGUGAUUUGGAUUCUGCGGACGAAUACACGAGUCUCAUGGACGCCCAUGUUGCAGAAAGUCGGACCGACAAUACCGGUCUAGUGAUUGAACGAAAGAAACGUAAAUUGAGGACACCUGGUAAUGAAGAGGUGGACGCCCUCCCAGAGGUACGAAUAGAAAAUCCAGGUUCAUCUGCGUUCUUCUCGAGCUCGAGAACUUCAGGUAACGCUCCAUCCUCGGUACCUGAUCCAGGGGAUUAUCAACAAGAAGAUGAAGAAGAGGAACUCAAAUAUGGAGCUGCACACGUAAUAAAACUCUUUGUACCAGUUUCGCUCUGCAUGUUAGUGGUGGUCGCCACUAUCAGCUCCAUCACUUUCUACACGACCAAAGAUGUAUAUCUAGUAUACACACCUUUUCACGAUGAUACUGAGGACACAACUACGAAAGCCUGGCAGGCACUUGCCAACUCACUGAUCCUUCUGUGUGUUAUUGUUUGCAUGACCGUUAUCCUUAUUAUUCUGUAUAAAUACAGAUUCUAUAAAGUUAUCCAUGGAUGGCUGAUUAUAAGUUCCCUCAUGUUACUCUUCAUGUUUACAACUCUUUAUUGUGAAGAGAUACUCAAAGCUUACAAUAUUCCAAUGGACUUGAUCACACUGAUAAUUGUCUUAUGGAAUUUCGGUGCGGUUGGGAUGAUCUGCAUUCACUGGCAAGGACCUCUAGCCCUUCAGCAAGCUUAUUUGAUAUUCAUCGCUGCUCUGAUGGCUCUUGUGUUUAUCAAAUAUUUACCUGAAUGGACUGCUUGGGUCGUGCUUGCGGUUAUUAGUUUCUGGGACUUAAUUGCUGUGUUGACACCCAAGGGGCCCCUUAGGAUUCUUGUAGAGACUGCUCAGGAGCGAAACGAACCCAUAUUCCCGGCCCUCAUUUACUCAUCAACCAUUUUAUACAGUUUUACUGUUACUUAUGCUGGCUAUAUUGGAACUGCAACCAUGGCAAGGGCUGACACUGUUGAGGAAGAAGGUAUCGCUUCGCCUGCACGUGCUCAGUUGCAGAGUCAAAAUGCUGGUGAAGACGGGGAGGAGAGCGGAUUUACCUCCGGGUGGAUUGAUAACCAUGGAGAGAGAGGAACAAGGAGAGCGCAGUUGGUUCGUGAUACGGUAAAUACACCCAGGACACAGCAACCCGCCAACCGUAAUCAAUUUCAAGGAUCAGUUGCUGAUGAAGAACGUGGAAUCAAACUUGGACUUGGAGAUUUCAUAUUCUACAGUGUUCUUGUAGGAAAAGCGUCGAGCUAUGGAGAUUGGAACACAACUCUCGCUUGUUUUGUAGCCAUUUUAAUUGGUCUGUGCCUCACUCUCCUCCUCCUUGCGAUUUUUAAAAAAGCACUUCCAGCGUUACCCAUUUCCAUCACAUUCGGUUUGAUAUUUUACUUUGCAACCCGUGUAAUUGUGGCUCCAUUCGCCGACAGUUUAGCGAGUGAACAAGUAUUUAUUUAAUUCUAGGUUUUUACAAAAUCGAAAGACUUGUGGAUAAUUUAUUUUUGAUCGCAUUCAAUUAAUCAUAACUCAUCAUUCCCUCUCAGUGGGGCCCAUUGUAUUCGCUCAUUUGGAUGCUUGGCAGUACUUUUGAAUAAACUACGAAAAUAUGUUAUUAAGUUACAUAUAUAAUGUAUCACAUAAUAAUCGCAAGUGUAAAAUAUAAUUGGGCUGAAAAGCAUGUGUCGGUGCUAUAAUUCUUGGUGCAUUAAAUGAUCGGUUUAAGUUUC